Paralichthys olivaceus (Japanese flounder) is the source of this 1373-nucleotide messenger RNA. RefSeq names its product cyclin dependent kinase like 1 (CDC2 related kinase) (gene cdkl1). Gene Ontology annotation, biological process: protein phosphorylation. Lineage: Eukaryota; Metazoa; Chordata; Actinopteri; Pleuronectiformes; Paralichthyidae. Gene Ontology annotation, cellular component: nucleus. The record is from RefSeq and is a predicted model, not a curated record. Gene Ontology annotation, molecular function: protein serine/threonine kinase activity; ATP binding.
UCCUCCAGCAGGAAGGUCUGUGUCUGCAGGAGGAGAAGAAGAAGAAGAAGCAGAGAGAACUCCUCCUCUUUCUGUCACCUGUGGAAUCACCUGCGGACACAAACAGCAGGUGGAGAAUCCUCCCUCAGUUUUCUCGCCUCCCUGGACUCAAGUGUUUAUUUUCUCUUCGACCUGAGGAUGGAGAAGUACGAGAAGAUCGGAAAGAUCGGAGAAGGCUCCUACGGCGUCGUCUUCAAGUGCAGAAACAAAGACACGGGGCAGAUCGUCGCCAUCAAGAAGUUCGUGGAGUCGGAGGACGAUCCCAUCAUCAGAAAGAUCGCACUGAGGGAGAUCAGGAUGCUCAAGCAACUGAAACACGCCAACCUGGUCAACCUGAUCGAGGUUUUUCGUCGUAAGCGGAAGCUUCACCUGGUUUUCGAGUACUGCGAUCACACGGUCCUCAACGAGCUCGACCGCCAUCCCAGAGGAGUUCCCGAGCACCUUGUGAAGAGCAUCACCUGGCAGACGCUUCAGGCUGUAAACUUCUGCCACAAACAAAAUUGCAUCCACAGAGACGUGAAACCCGAGAACAUCCUCAUCACCAAACAUCAGGUCAUCAAACUCUGUGACUUUGGCUUUGCCAGGAUUCUCACUGGUCCAUGUGACUACUACACAGACUACGUGGCGACUCGUUGGUAUCGGGCCCCUGAGCUGCUGGUGGGGGACACUCAGUACGGGGCCCCCGUGGACGUGUGGGCGAUCGGCUGCGUGUUCGCCGAGCUGAUGUCGGGGAUCCCUCUGUGGCCUGGGAAGUCCGACAUGGACCAACUGUACCUGAUCAGAAAGACGCUCGGAGAUCUGAUCCCUCGACAUCAGCAGGUUUUCAGCAACAACCAGUUCUUCAGCGGAGUUUCAAUCCCAGAGCCACAAGAGAUGGAACCUUUGGAGCAGAAAUAUCCGAACCUCUCGCAUCAAGCUCUGAGUCUCAUGAAGGGUUGUCUGAGGAUGGACCCGUCCGAGCGUCUGACCUGUGAGCAGCUCCUCCUGCAUCCGUACUUCGACAACCUGCGAGGAAAAAGCCAGAUCUCGUCUCGUGAGCAGGAUCGUUCCAGCAACAAGAGGACGCGCUUCCCUCGCAAACAGCUUCCCCCCGGGUAUUUGCCGCAGCUGACCGGCAGCAGCAUCUUCCCAGCGCUGGACAACAAGAAGUACUACAACAACCUGCGCAGGUUCAACUAUCACCUCCCCAACAUCUAAACACACUGAUCCUGAUCUGAAUUCAAAUCCUGACCAUCGAUCAUCUGUUUUCUAAAAAAACACUCAGGGGGUGAAGCGACACGGUUUCGAGAGGAUUCCACCACUUUUUAAAAAGUUUGUUUUCCACAUGAGGUGAU